Messenger RNA from Adineta steineri, 825 nucleotides. NCBI's taxonomy places the organism in Eukaryota, Metazoa, Rotifera, Eurotatoria, Adinetida, Adinetidae. The record is from the annotation of a GenBank genome assembly.
AUGUCUAUUGAAUCUACAUUCGAUUCACAAAUUCAUACUUAUCAACAAUUAUAUUUUCAACAUCAUAAUAAUCGACGUGAAGAUCAAAAAAUACUUCUGGAACCAUUAGAACAAUUAAAUUAUGAAAUAAAAACUUGCUUAGCAGAUGACAAACGUGCGUAUGAUACUUCAAAAAAUAUAUUUUAUCGGAAAUUCAAUAUGUUUAAACGUCUAUUUACUCAUUCUGCUUCACGAUAUAAACAAGAUUCUAUUCAACCACUUAAACAAAUCUAUCAACAACGAAAAAAUCUAGCUAUAAAAGUUUCUGAACUCUAUCACGAAACAACUUUAGAAACAAAUCCACUUGAAAUUCGUACACAUUGGAAUGGUUCUAUCGCUGUUGUCUAUAAUCCAGUUACUGGUCGUGCAGAAUGGAAACAAUAUUGGCACGGAGGAAUACACGGAGUAUUUAAUCCUGUUACGCGUACUAUUGAAUGGCAAGAUGAACUAGAAAGUGGUAUUUUUGGCAUUUUUAAUCCAAAACUGAACAUAGUUGAAUGGAAAAAAUAUCAUAAAGGGAGCUGCCACGGUGUCUACAACCCCUCAAUCGAUGAUAUUGAAUGGCAAAUAUCAUUUCAUUCUGGAAUUGGAGGCGUCUAUAAUCCUUUAACAGAACAAGUUGAAUGGAAAACAUCAUUUAAUGGUGGCGUAGUUGGAUAUUUUGAUUAUGAAACACAAACAGUUAAAUGGAUAGAAAAAUGGCAUCAUGGUAUUGCUCUAAUUAUAUGGGAUUCAACUAUGAAUACCUAUUUAACAACUGCUAGUUGUGGAUGGUAUAAUAGUUAA